Galleria mellonella (greater wax moth) is the source of this 5747-nucleotide messenger RNA. RefSeq lists its product as uncharacterized. The record is from RefSeq and is a predicted model, not a curated record. Bases 513 to 5453 code for a protein of 1646 amino acids. The transcript has 9 exons. NCBI's taxonomy places the organism in Eukaryota, Metazoa, Arthropoda, Insecta, Lepidoptera, Pyralidae.
CUAUAUUGUCGCUUAACUACCUAAGAGAAUGAGUAAGUGAUACACUCACUGACUAAUUUUCAACUGAAACGUAAACAAAGUAACACAAGUUUAUAACGAGUGAAGCGUGUCACCAUGCCGUGGGGCGCCAACACCGGCACCGCACCGGCCUGAACAGCUAACAGGCAGCGCCUGCAACACUACGACACCACAACACGGGACACGGACACAGUUGGCGGCGGGCGAGCGUCCCUCCCUGACGUACGCGCUCCCGGCUCGUCUCGAGCCGACAUCCGAUCACUGUACAAUCAAAUCGAACAUAUUCACUGCUGUAAUGUAACAACCGUGUUAUUGGCAUAAUUGCUAUGUCUUCGCCGAACGAGAUUACCGCCACGAAGCGUAUCGACGGCUAAUAUGGAUUUAUCGCUCGACUUCGCACCAUUGGAAGUCGCACUGUGAACCACACGUCCGAUACCGGUGAAAGGAUCAAGCCACACGCCAGUACCGGCCGCAGCAGGAGAACUGUAAACAAGAUGCUCACCCGCGCCCAGCUGGCGGAGCUGCCGCCGCAGCCCGGCGCCUCGCCCGGCCUCAUGCGGCGCCGUUACUCCGUGCCGGAGACUAUCAUGAGAAAAUAUCGGCUGGCUCAGCAAAAAUCAGAUUCAGAGGAGAGUGGGCACACGACGAGUCCUUCGCCAGCGUCUGCUUCGCCGCCGCGAGGCUCGUGUAGCUCACUCUGCGACACGCCGCACCGGUUUAUGCGACGCGACCGCGAGCUCAUGCGCAAGUCGGCCCUGCUCCGACGGAUGUGGGGCCGCUCAUGCAACCCUUGUCAAGCGUGUUGCUGCUGUAGUGGCGAUCUGUGCGACUCGCAAACGUAUUGCGGACGCGAGACCAGAUCUCUGGAUGGCUCGCGUUCUGAGUUACGACAUUUAUCUAGUAGUUUUACAUCUUCUCGACAAUCACACGCAGCCACCGCUGCUGUUGGCUGGGCAACCCCAAAGCGAUUGCGCCGUGAUUCACCACGAGACUUUCGUGGAAGUGACGAGAUGCUCAGGGCGGCGAUGAAGAAUAGUUAUGACAGAGCCGAGGAGUCUCGCUUUGAUAUGGUAGUUAAAACAGAUCAAUCUGGUUUUACCUGUAGAUCUUACUGUCCUGAUACAUCAUCUCAUACAAGGACAACAGAAGCAUUUAUUGAUAAUAGUGCUCGCAAAUUUGAAGAUGACAUUGAAAAAUAUGAUACAACACGAGAUUCUGAAACAGUAUUAUCGGAUCCGACUACUGCAGAAAUAGACUCAAACACACAUAAAGAUAUACAUUAUGAAAAUGAAAGCCAGACUGAUACCUCGGAAUCUUUAUCGAUGUCAAUGCCAACCACUAAAGAAAUUAAUGACUUUGCAGGGGAGAAAUUUUGCAAACAAAUAUCUAAUAGUAGCGCUCAUAUAGAAGGUCGAAUCAGUGAAAGAUCAAUGAACCUUGAAAAUAACGAAAAUAAUAUUUUGUCAUAUGAUACUCCACUGGCAGUAGAAACUCCAGCGUAUGAUCUUCUAGAAAUUGUGGUAUCUGAAACAUUGAAUUCGAAUUCAGUGCCUGCUAUUAAACACUGUUCACCAGAAACCAUACUUACUCCGACAUCAAAAGUACCUACACCAAAUAACAGAAAUACACAAAACAUUAACAUUGAUGAGUAUGUUUCAAAUAUUUUAGUGGAAAGUCUAAAUUCCUUAACGGAUCAAAUUGAAUGUAUGAAUGCAUCGAUUGGUCGUGACCGUAAAGUGAGCAUAGUGGAAAAAGAAAUAAAAGUAAAAUUACAAAAUACAGGUGUAAAUACAAUUGUUCACCUAAGUCCAAUGUCCAAUAAUCAAAUCAUAUUUGGGAACGAGGAAUUAUACAAUAAUGAUGAAAAUAAAGAUAAUUGUAAUAAUCCUCAAGGUGUGAGAGAUAGAAUUUCAUUUCAUGAAGAAAUUCAAAGUAUGGAAUCCAAUAAUAAUCUUACAUCUGGCGAAUCUUUACAUGAACAAAGUACGUCCGCUCAUCAGGAUUUAUUUUCAGAGUCCAAUUAUAACAGUGUAAUUCAGCACGAUAACGUCAAUAAAGCCGUUCUGCAACAGAUACAGAAACUCUUUCAAGAUGAACUCUGUAGUCUCAAUGAAAAUUACUCUCAAAACACUAUACCGGAAAUAUCUCAUAUUGAAAUUUCAAAUGUUGAUGUAUAUGUAGAUAAUAAUGCAGAUGAAAUCUUGGAAGCCACUGAUAAUACUAAUGCACACAUUCAAAAAGACAUAAAAGAUACUGAAUUAAUCAGUAAUGUAGGUGCUGGAAAUUAUUUUCAGGAUUCAAACGACAAUAUAGUACCUCGAUUUUCAGCACUUCCUCACACUGAUUCUAUGGAAGUAAAUACCUCAUCUUCAGAUGACGCAGACAACAUAGGUUCAGAUUGUACAAGUCUCGUAGAUAGUUUAGAUGAUCCAAAUUCUCCUAGAUCGAUACUCUUGCGUAGAUCAUUUAAUACUAACAGGAGAAACGAGUUAGCGCGAUCAGCAAUAGAUGUUUUGGAUUUAUUACCUGAAAAUUCUUACACGAAUCAUGGUAAUUUGAAUCAAGCUAAAGAAAAAGGUGAAUCUUUUUUUAUUAGGAUAAAGGAUAACAACUUCGACUGCGAAAAAGAAAACAUGGUUGUAGCUGAUCAUAUGCCAGAAAAAAUAAAACAAAGACUUUAUCGACGACAUAAAAAAAGAGAAAUGCGUUUGGAAUGUGCACGACGAAGCAAAGUAAAACAAUUAAAAAAAGAUCUAGAGAAGCAACGUCAUAGUGACUUGCGUAAAUCAAAAAAGGAACUCGAAAAGGAUUGUAUGGCUAUUAUUAAUGCUCUCAUUGACGAUGUUAUAGCGAAAAUAGCUCGAGAUGAGCACAAGUAUAUGCGUAUAAAGCAGAAGUGUAAUAAAAUGUCAUUAUCCAAAUCUGAUGAAAAUGUUUCUAAAAGAAAUUGGAAAAAGGAUCUGGAAUAUUAUAAUUGUAGGAACUCUGGUAAAUGUUUAAAAAACAAUAUAAAUAAUGCUGAUAACAAGCCAGAAAAACAAAUUCACGGUAAAUUAUCAUUGCUAACACAUCCCCCUAUAACUUCAGAUGAACGUGGUCCAAGAAGAUUUUAUCAAAAAUCUGAAAUACAGGAUGGUAAUAAAUGUAUCGAAAUUUUAGAAAUAUUAGAAUAUGUAAACGAGUCCCAAAGUUCUCCAGAUAUUACUAAUUCCGAUGAUAGCCAGGGUAAUAUUAGUAAAAAUAAAAAGUCUCGAAUACCGGUUCCAAUUUACGAACGAAUUCAGAAAACAGCUAAUAACUGUCACAAAAAUUUCAAAAGUAAUGUCUGUAGGCAAACAGCAGCCAUGACAACUCCGCGAGAGAGCAAUACUAAAUCUAAUCGGCUCAUUACCAAUAUGCUACUGGAAGUGCUCGCAGAUAAUGAAAAUGGAAGCGAUAAUGUGAUACAUGAUAACAAUAGAUUAAAUUCAUCGGAAAUUCCAGCCAGAAGAGCAUCGGUGCCGCACUGUGAGCCAAGGUCGCGAUCUAACUCACUGAAAUUUAAACAGGUUUUUGACAUUAUACCAGAAGAGAGAAGCAGCCUAAGUAUCGAUUCCUCUAACGAAGAUAUACAUUAUAGUCGCAGAGCAUCCGCACCAAAUCUAAUCGACGAAUUACGACCAUCUUAUAAUAAAAAAAGUAAUGAUCGGGUUACUGGUAGUAAGGAAACAUGUAGAUUUACAGAUACAAUGAAAUAUAAAGAUUCUCAAAAUUCAUUGAAAACAUCAAGAGAAACAAAAUGUACUGGAACUUCUCCAUUAACAAAUAGCAUAGAUGAAAGAAACAUGAAAAGAAGCCAAACCACAAUGACAUCACCUAGUCAAAGAUCAGCUGCCACUAGCCCUAUUCAAAUGUCAACACAUUCUGAAACCACGUCUACCAUGACCAGUAGUACGGUGAGUGGCGCAACGACAGACACGACAAAAUAUAAUUCGCAGAGCAGUACCGGUGAUAGGGCGGCAGCGGCGAGUGACACGGUGAAUGGCGGGAGCGGGGUCGCGGCGAGCGGCAAGCGCGGGCUCGCGUCCCGGAGCCGCGCCUGGCUCGGCUUCACGCAGCCCGAAGCUAAGCUGCACGAGGAAGGUUUGAAAGAGAAGAACGUUGUAAUGGAAAAAAAUAAAGACUGCAGAUCAGUAACAACGCAAUAUGAUCGGGAAUUAGAUACACACCGUACCGUUCGAACCAUUCAAACGGAAACGUUUGAUCCGAUAAUAGUAGGCGGAGAUAAAUAUCGGGAUAAGUCUAAAUCACAUCAAAAACAUAUAGAUAUGAAACCUUCAAGGACCAAAAUGGAUAAGAAGGCUGCGAGAGCGAAAUCUGAAUCUCGUGAACGUAACAGAGUCGAACCAGUCGAUGGCAAUGCUAAUCGAGACACGAAUGGGGUACGAGACGGAAAUAUUACUUUUCGAAAGACAGAUAAGCGAAAAAUUCGCACUAUAUCGAUGGAGCGGAGUGAGGAGGAAACGGUGAGGACGAAAUCGGUUAAAUUGCCUGAAUUCAAGCAAAGCGGUACAGCGAGCUCGAGCGAUAGCAGCGAGUCAGGCGGUAGUCUGCUUUGCUCGCUGGCGCCCAAGUGGCUGUCAACACAUGCACGCCACAAGCGAGCCGCGCGUCGCCGCGACUCUGAUGCCGGCUCACCGCAGCCUUCUGUAGACGUCGACGCCACAGGCGGAUGGUCGGUGACGGUGGCAGGCUCGUGCCGCGCCGCGCUGCCUGCCGACGUCGAGAUGCGGCUCAGGUUCCCGUCGGAGCGCGAGCCGCCCUCGCCGCCCUCACCGCCACGUCGCCAGCCGCCGCACCGACAACCGCUGCGGACUCACAACUUGAUCGCCACCUCGGGCUGCACCCUCUCCAGCCACCAGGAGUGGAGGUGUCGCGCGCGACAGUGCACCGAAUGCACCUGUACGUGCUGUGGUGUUGGGCGAGGGGGCGGGGGCGGGGGCGGCGGCGGCGGCGACACGGUGGCGCGCGAGAGGGAGCGCGACGAGCGGGCGGAGCGCCGGCCGCCGCCGCUGCCUCCGGCCGCACCGACCGCGCAACCACUCCACCCACAUGUCACUAAUGCCGACAGUGGCAGACUUACGUUCACCAUGAAGAAGGAGGCUUUAGGUUCUUCAAUUCUUGCAACAAAGAGUGAGAAGAAAUCUAACGAGCCUCUACCAGAUCUCGAGACAUACCGCGCAUCACGCAGCAAAACGAAAAGUUCGGUGAAGACGCGUCGGGGAUACUCCCUGCACUGCUGGCUGCCCGACGACACUCCCACCUUGCUCAAAACGAAUAACGGGCUGUCUAUACUGGGCAGCGCUAUAAUUCCGGAAUUGAAGCCGCGAGUGCCGACUAUGAGUGAGCGCGACCUGACGCGCGUGUACACUCCGCGUCAUUACCUGCGUUCGUGAGCAUGCGCCGUGCGCCGUGCGCCGUGCGCCGUACGCCACGCGCCAUGCGCCACACACCACACGCCGCGUCACGAUCAUGGCCCGAGAUCUACAGCCAAGUGAAUGCAGAAAAAGCAAUUAUUGAUGAACUUCGUUAUAUACAAUCUUCUAACAACAAAACUGUAACCCUUUUAACUGUACAAAAAUAAUUGUUAAUACAAAUAAAUUCUUAAAAAGAAUGAAAUCCUAAUAAUAUUUUUUUUUAUUUGAAUAAAAAUAUGUACUUAUAAUAGUAAUAAACUUUUUUUAACAAUG